Molecule: messenger RNA, 4736 nt
Organism: Porites lobata
Lineage: Eukaryota; Metazoa; Cnidaria; Anthozoa; Scleractinia; Poritidae
Source: the annotation of a GenBank genome assembly
AUGAGCAGCACUGACAACCAAGUCGGUGUUACAGAUUCAACUCACAUAUCAACAAAGUAAGUUGUCUUUUGCUUACUUUUCACGCGUUUUCCCGAGCAGAUAAAAUUUUUAACAGUUCUUUGUCGAAGGUUGCUUUGACAUUUUGCGUUCGCUUACUAUCUUCUGCGUGCUAGAACAGUAUAAAUCAAACCGUAUUUCAUUCGAUAAACAUCAUUAUUCUUUAGUUCAAAUGAACCGUGUUUAUUUAAACCUUUCACGUGUUCCGCUUCCCUAAUUUUUCCUUAGCUUCUCGCUUGAGUUAGUGUCAUGACUAAAGUUUGCCAUGUAAAAUUUAUUCAAUUUUCGCUUUGUUGUACAUGUGUCGUCUUGAACUGUCAUUAAUGUAGCCGUUUGUCAGCCUUUUGAAAUCUGAAGGAAUUUAAACUGCUUUUCCUCUGAGUAUUUUCAAACGUAUUUACAACGACGGUUAUUUACGCGAAUCAAUCUUGCCGCGUUUUUCGUCUACACGCUGGUUUCAUCAUAACACAAAUUCAAUGGAUGGCUUUGUGUUAUGUGCGCAAAUUAAUUCUUCGCAUUCCCAGACGUAAACAUUAUGCUUCAUUCCACAAUUUCAAAGCGCCUUGAAACUUUUAUCUUUGCAAGCUUGUUUGAGAGUUUUUCCUCAUUGCAAUACUGUCCUCUGUUACAUCGAAGAACAUACAGCUUGAAUUGUUAAUUAGGGCCGUUCCAAGAUGUCAUACAUAAUUUACGGCUCGGAGCCAAAUUUCCCUUAGUUUUAUGCUUCAUUUGCUUCAUAUUGCGAAGAAUCCAGAUAGUUCUUCAUAAUCUAUUCAUCGUGUAUAUGAGUGGUUUUUUUUAUUAUUAUUUUCUGAUCACUAGCAAAUAUUAACAUCUUAAAUAAGCAGAAUCAAUAUAAUCGCCGAAGCACAAUGUAGUUUAAAAAGAACGUCAAAGAACAAUAUAUUCUUUAACAGGCUUUCUUUAGCUUUCAUUUAUGUCGUAAUGUUUUGUCAAUCACUACCUGGUUUGAGUUUUAGAUAUGAUUUAAGUUAAACUGCUUUUGAUUCACAACUUAAAAUGUACACGACAUUUUGCAGUGAUAAUUAAUGAAAUUUCAUUGCGAGCAUUUUGAAGUAUUUGUUUGUUGCAAUCUUUUUUACAAAUAAAUGUUAAAAGGCAUGCUUCUUGACGCCUGCUUUCUUUGCCAACACACUGGUGAAGUAGAAUGCAUGAGGGUUUGAAGUGUUUGUUAUGAAUGUGAUGCGUUGAAAGUGCUUCUGUUAUUACCUCUGAUAAAAUCUCUUUUAUACAAUUUAAAUGUUAAUUUUUUGAUAUAAUAUAUUAGAUUUGUUAUACUACUACAUGAAAAAUUUCUGCAAUUUAAUUGGCUUAGAGGAGUGGUAUUUCAGCUUAAUUUGAAAUACCUACAUGUGAAAGUUACAAACCUUUAGCAGGUAGUAGUAUUAACAAAUAAUAGCAUGAUUUGUACGUGAUAUUUGGCAUAAAUACCACUCGUGAUAUUUCAAAAUUGUCUCAAAUUUCACUCCCUAACGGCUCGUGAAAUUACGUAUAACAAUUUUGAAAUAUCACUCAUGGUAUUUAUGCCAGAUAUGCUAUUACCUAUACUAAUAGUUAAAUCAUGAUACGGCAUCAAUGUUUUGCUAGUGUAGCUAGUGAGGUUUAGUGCGAGACUAGCUUUUGUGUAAUUAACAUUCCCUAGUGUCUUAAAAUAAUUUGCAUUUGUUUCGACCUCUGCAAUAUACUAUUACCUAUACCAAUGGUUAUAUCAUGAUACGUAAUUAAUGUUUUGCUAGUGGAGCUAGUGAGGUUUAUCACGAGGCUAGCUUUUGAGUAAUUAAAAUUCCUUAGUGUCUUAAAAUUGCAUUUGUUUUGACCUCUGCAACAGACAAAACAAUUUAUAUUGCUUCUCUGGCAGUGUUUGUGACAGGAAGGCUUAAAUAUUACAAAUAGUGUGAGCUGUAACUAAAAAGAAAAUGUUUUCUUAAAGUAUGUUACAUUAGCAAUAUCAAAGCUGAUAUUGUGAAUGAGAGAUAUGUAUGUGAUCUACAUGUAUCUAUUUUCUGAACUACAAUGUAGUUAGAGGAAUUUUUCUGGAGUGCUCAACUUUUCAGGAGCAAUAAUGUAGUAGUUCCAGGCCUCAGAGGCUAUACAUGGCUUUAUUGCUACAGCUGAGCUCUGUUUUGUAUGGCGAAAAGGCAACCACACUCAUCAGGCAAGUUUAGCAAGAUACAUGGGACCUACAUGUAUAUUUAAGUAUUCAAGUCGCCGUGGAUUAAACUUUUACAAUGAUGACUUUUUCACAUUGUUUUGUGAUCUUUGCGUUGUCCAGUUGAAAGAAAGCUACCUUGCUCACUUUCUUCUAGCGUUUAAUUGCAACUAUGUCUCGGGUUAAUUUUAGUCUUUGUUCUAAUUUUAUUUUCAUUCAAUUGGUUAUGGCAGUUACUGUUUAUGAUAAUGAGAAGCUUCAAAUAAAACCAAAGACAUGAUUAAACAAGCACAAGUAAAAAUAAUAUUGUUGGCCAUUUCCAUUUUUGUUUGUGAACCUCCAGGCCAUAUCCUGAGAAAACAGCUGACAUUUUAUGACCCUACCACUGGUUUCCCUGCAAAAUGAAGUCUCAGGAAUCAGUGCAGAAUUCCAUAUUGACGAUGUGUCACUACACAGAUCAGGGUAGUGCUUCUAAAUGGUUCAAGGAAAAUUUCAACCAAUCCGAAGCACUACCCACAUCAGAGUAGUGACACAUCAUCAGUAUGGAAUUUCCGUGGUCAGACGUCAUUUUGUGGGGAAACCAAGGCUGGUGUCGCAAAAUGGCAGCUGUUUUCUUAGGCUCCCUCUGCCGAAGCUUUUAAAGUUCCAGAUUGCAGUUCCUUAAGGUCUUUACAUGAUACAUGUUUCAGAUACCGGCACAUGAAAUUGCGCCUAAUUAAGGUGCCACUGCGACCAAAUUUAGUUGCCAACUUGGCUAGUAGAGUACUUCACUACACUUUACCUAAGGGUCAUGUGAAUUGCCGAAGACAUGUAAGAGUAAUCUGUGGUAGUGAUCACAGGGCUUAAAAACUUUGUUGUUCGGUUUGUUUUCAAGAAAAGAUUCAGCACUUUCCUGAUCUACUAGACGCAAGUUGAAUUAAAGUAGCCUGUAAUGUUAUGUAUGACCCUUUCUAAAGUCACAAAACACCAUCUUGGAUUAAAAUAGCCCUUUAUGAAGCCCUUUGUCCCAAUUCCAAAGUCGUGGUGAUUUAUCAGUUUAAGCUAUAAGUGGCUAAUUUCUUCCUAUUGCACGAUAAAGAACAGAUAUCACAGUUAAUUAAUAACAAAUAAGCCUUAGAAGAAUGACAUUAAUUGCAAGAACACAUUUUUCUCAUUUUCAGCGAAAAUAAUCGACAUUCACCUGUUAAAUAAAACUUGUACGAUGAGUAGGUACUGCGUCCAGUAAACUGGGACUGGGGCGGGAUAAGAAGACUGUUGGAUAUAAAAGCAAUUUAUCCUCACUUUGAAAGAAGGUCUUCACAACUUAAAUUGCUAAAAUUUAAUCAAAUCUAUUCAAUUCUUUGAUUAAAAAUGAAAAACAUUUCAUAAACUCCAUAAAUACAUGUAUGGGGUCUAUCUUGUAAAUGGACAGAGUUAUAAAAAUGUGGCUUUCAAACAGUGGCAACCAACUUAUUGUAAUUGGCAACUACUCUAAAUUAUUUUGACGUCCAGUUACUGGAGAAAAAAGUUAAUUUCAUGCUCUGUAUACAUGAGUGUUUGCUUAGUAUUUAUCUUUUAUUUAAUUGUGUUAUUUGCUUUAAUUUGUUGAUGUAAGAAAGCACUUGAUUUAGUAAACCUUCUAAGCAUCAGAUUCAAGAAAAAACUUUUGAUCCCUCAUAUUACUUUUCAAAGAUGCAGGGUUUUCAUUAAGACCCAGCGCCUACUAGAGCUUUGAUGGGUAUGCAGUUGUGAAUCACAGCAUGCAAUUUUGCCUUAUUAUCAGUUAAAGGCUUAGUGAAUUAAAACCCUGUUUGAGUUUCUGCAUUCUUAACUUGCUUUUGUGAUUCAGCAAAAUGUGCAUUCAGGCUUCCUUAAAAUGGACAUCAAAGAGACAAAACCUAGUGUCUGUUGUACACUGGUGUCUUUAUGAAAGAGGUAGAAACUGUAUGAAUUUGGUGUCCAUAAGGCGCGGUUUGACUACAGAAAAAUCUGGCUUCAUCUCCUUUAGUCACUGUAGUUCAGAGUCAUGGGAAAAUGCAAUUAACUACUGGAAAUUAAAAAAUUAUUUUUCAGGGUGCUAGCACCACCUGGUGGCAAAACAUCCAUAAGUUUGUUUGGAAAUGAUGGAGGCACUCCCUCAGAGCCUGUAAGGAAAGAAGUUAACCGCUGUCAAGCUGAGCGGAAUAAAUCAAAUGUUUUUGCCUCUGAUGCACCUGCUUCUGCCGUGACUCCAAAACACCACGCAGAAAGCCAACAAAGACGGCAACACUCCUCUGUAUUUGGUGAGUCACAGCCUGCCCCAAAACCAUCCUUCGAACCAGAGCCGCGGAAACCUCACACAGUUAAUCCACAUCAGGAGGCUCGACAAAAAUCACAGGUCUUUAAGGAACCAACAGAAUCUAAGCCCCCUCCACCAAGAAAGAGGGAGGAUAUCAUCAGUGGUAAGGGUGGAAGCAAUGAGGAAAGAAGUCACACUUCUGUCAAAGUUCAUGCUCCCCCUGGCGGACAAUCACAAAUAUCUUUUGGUUGA